CCAAGUGGAGGCCGGGGCCACAUCCAGGUAUUUGAGAAAGGAGAUUUUGGCGGGCAGAUGUUCGAAGCCACCGAAGACUGCCCUUCCAUCAUGGAGGAGUGGCACAUGCGCGAGAUCCACGCCUGCAGAGUGCUGGAGGGGGUCUGGGUUUUCUACGAGCAUCCCAACUACCGGGGCAGGCAGUACCUGCUGCUCAAGGGCGAGUACCGCAAACCUGUGGAGUGGGGAGCGGCCAGCCCCGCCGUCCAGUCCUUCCGCAACAUCACCGAGUAA
Messenger RNA from Pterocles gutturalis (yellow-throated sandgrouse), 273 nucleotides. RefSeq names its product beta-crystallin S-like. NCBI's taxonomy places the organism in Eukaryota, Metazoa, Chordata, Aves, Pterocliformes, Pteroclidae. Gene Ontology annotation, biological process: visual perception; lens development in camera-type eye. The transcript has a single exon. The annotation marks the transcript as partial. The record is from RefSeq and is a predicted model, not a curated record. Gene Ontology annotation, molecular function: structural constituent of eye lens.